GAGUUUUAUUGGAUAGUUCUCUUCCCCAGGGCCUCGGUCGCUGGAGUCUCGGGGCCGCGGGGUAGCAAAGUGGAGGUUGGGUUGUGCGUCGUGUGUUUAGAUUGUAGCUAGAGGCUGCCGUUGGAUGUCACAUGACGGGCAAGAUGGCCGUCUCUACAGAAGGUGAAAUGGGUGCAGACUUGGAGGCCUCACUGCUGAGUUUUGAGAAGUUGGACCGGGCUUCACCAGACCUCUGGCCAGAGCAAUUACCAGGUGUUGCUGAAUUUGCUGCUUCUUUUAAAAGUCCCAUCACCAGUUCUCCUCCCAAAUGGAUGGCUGAGUUAGAGAAUGAUGACAUUGAUAUGUUGAAAGAGCUGGGGAGUCUCACAACUGCUAACCUAAUGGAGAAGGUCAGAGGUCUACAGAAUCUGGCAUAUCAGUUGGGACUUGAUGAAUCUAGAGAAAUGACCCGAGGGAAAUUCCUGAACAUCCUGGAAAAACCAAAAAAGUAGCCGAAAGUGGACUAUGCACAGAAAUACACCAGACUAACGAAAAACUACCAGAAUUCUACAUAUGCUGGACUGGAAGGCAACUGGCCGCCUGUAGCUUACAGAAAUGCUCUUUGCCUUGUUGGUCCUUUUUGUGAUGAGAAGCACUAAUUUGGCAAGCAGAGACCAAAUCCCUCGGCAGGGCUAUUGUACCCCAUGGCCUUUAUCUACUCCUCAGACUUCUGCCAAAAGAAGUUGAUGAUUUUUUUUACACAAUUCCAUCAGAGUAAUGGUCUGCAACACAUGAUAUUUAAAGUAAGAUUCUUUUAUGGUCCUGCCAUGUGCUUCUGGGUCAUGUGUACAAGGCUGUUUUGUGUCUUUCUUUUCCCUUCUUAGCACAAGAACAUCUUUUGUGUUACUUCCAUGCAAAAAGAUCUAAUUGAUUGCUGGAUUUUAAACAAUAUAAUGUUGUAUAUUUAUAUAUUAAUUAUUUAAUAAAACAGAUUGUAUUGGUUAACCCUUGUGUGGGUGGGCUUUCUGACAAGGUUGCAUUGUGUGUGGCUAAUAAGAACUCACAAACAUCAAAUAAAAGAUGUUGUAUGUUACCAUUCUUUUCAUCAUAUGGGUUUCAUUGCUUCAGGUACUUGUUGGCACAGGGAGCUACAUAUCAGCCCUGAACUUUAUUUCUGUUUAGUAUUUAACUGCCAUAAUAUUGAUAAGUGGGAUAAGGAACUGGAAGGCAUCUUGCCUCACAUCAUUAAUAAAAAAUAAUGCUGUGAAAUAGAGAGACAUGUGCUAUUCACUCAGAUUUAACAGUAUGUCCUGUUUCUAUCCAGUUUGGUUUCAGUCUCUAGCUGAGUCACUUGAAGAAGACAAAGUGAAAUUAAAAACUUUCUAAAAUGGAAUUUACAUUGCCUUUACAUUGUUUUUAGAACUCUAGUAAAUAAAUUAAGCAAAAUUGGCUUCUCUAGCAAGAGAACAAUCACAAUUUAUAUAGUAUGUAUCUACUCUAGUAAAUAAAUUAAGCAAAAUUGGCUUCUCUAGCAAGAGAACAAUCACAAUUUAUAUAGUAUGUAUCUCCUGAGCGGGGCACACUUAUAAUUGCUCAUCACAAGAAUCACAGCAGGGCUUUGCUUUCAGAUUCCUUUCUCUAGAGCAGAAGUAAUAAUACUAAAGAUUACAAUACAGCCAAUCAUAAGCACUUUUAAGUUCCAUUAAUUUUAAUGGGGCAGUUAUACAUAUGCUUAAAUGGCACCCAUUGUAAUAUUUAAACUUAAAGAGUUUCAUGAUUGUUGAGAUGCAGCCUGUAAAACUAUGACAUUUCCUUGUGACUCAGAAAAAAUACUUUAAAAUAUAGGAGUUUGGUCUAAAUCUCUCUCUCUCUCUCUCUCUCUCUCUCUCACGCACACAAAUUUCAGAGACUGAACAGGCACUUUACCUAGCACAUAGGUGAAAUAUCUGUGUUGUACAGCAGACUUUUUUAUUUGCUACAUUAUUUGUUUCUGCCUUCAAACUUCGAUGUAUUUGUCAACCAGAGUAUAUGCUUUUAUUAAGCAUAAGUAGUUCAGUGAAGUCGUUGCCAAAUUGAAGCAGGUGAAGUUUUUCACAUGAUCAUAUUUUUACAAGACUGGAACUUAACUGUGAAAAGAUCACAACCAGGCUGGUGUGGGAGCAAGAUCGCAAGUGACAGUGAAAAGCAGACAAAAAUUGGCAGCAGGAGGAACAAGCUGAACAGAUGAGUGGGUACGUUUGUAUGCAUUUCUACCUAAUUUUUAAUUUCUCCUUAAAAAACUCAAAUUCUUGCUUUUAUUUGGUUUGCAAUGUUACUUAUUUUUACAGGUUGCAAAGCUAUUUAUUUUUCAUUACCACUUAUUUCAAUAGGGCAUAUAUUAAGCUUUGCUUUAACUUCUUGUAUUAAAUAAAAUAUGUGGGAUGCUAUUCACUUUCACUGCAUUGAGCAUUUGCAUUUCAAAGGGUCUUGGAAUAUACUACAGGUUUGGGAAACUGAAAAGGUUAAGCAACACAUGGAAACUCCACAUUAUUGGCCAAGUCAUAAAUCCAAAAUUUGAUUAGUUGCUACUUUUCUGUAUUUAAAAAAAAAUCUGGACAUUUCUCCUUUAUGGCCAAGGCAUUAAAGUACAACAGUGAGCUUGUGUUAUUUAUAUAUAUUUAUAUCCAUAGGUAUGUUAGCAUUGUAUUUUUAUAGAUUAUGUCAUUUGUAUUAUCCUGAGAAGUAAUCUGUCUUUUCUGGGUUGGUGUUCAUAUAAAAAGAAAGGUGAAGCAAUGUGUAUUUUC
Messenger RNA from Sphaerodactylus townsendi, 2762 nucleotides. It is a transcript of the gene LIN52, whose product is annotated as lin-52 DREAM MuvB core complex component. The coding region runs from base 132 to 491 and encodes 119 amino acids. The record is from RefSeq and is a predicted model, not a curated record. NCBI's taxonomy places the organism in Eukaryota, Metazoa, Chordata, Lepidosauria, Squamata, Sphaerodactylidae. Gene Ontology annotation, cellular component: DRM complex. Gene Ontology annotation, biological process: regulation of DNA-templated transcription. The transcript has 6 exons.